Spirodela intermedia is the source of this 13976-nucleotide messenger RNA. The record is from the annotation of a GenBank genome assembly. NCBI's taxonomy places the organism in Eukaryota, Viridiplantae, Streptophyta, Magnoliopsida, Alismatales, Araceae.
AUGGAGGCGGCGGGGACUCCAUUGCCCGCCAGGGUGGCUGCUGCAAGCGCCGCCCCUUCGGUGCCCGCCAAGUCUCUACUCAUCCGGAGGGACCCCUGCUCCAAAUUUAACGUGGGCACCUCUUUUUUCGGCCGAAAACCCUCUCAGAAAUCCAUGUAUGGGGAAAGGAUUUCCUCCGGAGGGAAGCCCCGGCCGCAGAAUUUGUCUCUGGUGUCAGCUUCCUUGGGUGGUCUGUUGGGUGGGAUAUUCAAGGGAACUGACACGGGGGAGUCCACGAGGAAGAAGUAUGCGGACGUCGUCGCAUUGGUGAACAGGUUGGAGCCGGAGAUAAAGAGACUGUCGGAUUCGGAGCUGCGGGACAGGACGUCAGUUUUGAAAGGCCGGGCGCGGAAUGGCGAGUCAUUGGAUUCACUUUUGCCUGUAAGUCUGGAUUAGACCCCCGGUCAAUGAUUGUGUGCUUAAAUCACAGCGUAAUUAGUGAUAUUUGGGAAGAUUACAUUUGUCUUCUACGGUCUCGGACAGCAGAAUAAUUUGGACGGCCGGAUUUCUGCGAAAUUCAGUUUGUCAUCCGUUCUCGCAAAUGGCGGGAUGCUUCACAGGAUUUCUGGGCUUGCUAAAUUCUUUUUUUUUCCUGUGUUGAAACGUUCUAAUUACAUAAAUCCCUAGGACACUCAAACUUCUGGCGAUGGGGUCUGGAUUCCUACCAAGUGGUCUCGUACAACAGUUGUGCAUGGAUAGAACGAGCUUCGAUAUCUUGAAAAAACCGAUUCGUCCUUGCAUUUAAUUGAAAUUUUUUGAUCAGGAUAUGGAACGCAUACUUUCAUCUAUGGAAAAUUUUCUUGGAAAAGUUAUUCAAGGUUCCAGAUGCCAUACGAGAAUUCGAUUUUGAUAUCUGAUAUUCCUAGCUUCACACAAAGUGCCGUGUACCAGUGUCACAUGAAAAGGGCUUGCAUUAUUUUAAAGUAUAUAGUUCCUCUAGUUUAUGGAGAUCUCAGUCACUAUCUUCGUUGAAGAAUUUAAAAUACCUCUUUAUGUUAGAUAUCUCUAUCACUAUCUUGGUUGUGAUUAUUUCUUUACGACUAUAUUUCACUGCUGUUGUCAUUAUUUCUCAUAAAUUAGUAUCUCAAUAGUUUACGUGGUAUACUUCAAUAUGUGACAGCCGUCAGCUGGCUAGAUUUUGUUCAAGUUAAUCAUGGAUAUUUUCUUGGGCUGUUCAACCUUUUUUUGCCAUGAGCACGCCGAUGAGAUAACUUUGAAACCGAGUGAUAUUUUUUAGAAAUGGUUAAAAAGUAGUGACUGGAAUCUUAGGAUAUUGGUCUAAAUAAGUUAGCAAAACAGCGCAAUUACCCAGUUGAAUUAUAAUGUAGCCAUGCACGCAACAUUCUCAUCCAGAAACAUUCCUGAUACUUGUGAAUUUGAUAACCACACAGUUAACCACCAACGAAGAGAAUCACUCCAAAAGUAUUUAUCGAACAGGCCAUUAACCAGACCCCCCCCACCCACCCACACACACACACACAAUGAAAUGCCAGUAUAAGAUCCAUCCUUGAUCCGAUUUAAAGGCUGAUUUGGAUUUGCCUGAUUGAGUGCAAAAAACAUAUUCAACUGAGUCCAGGAUGAGUAUAUUUUUAAUUAUUAAUCUUAUAAGUUUUUGAUGAUGAUGAAGAGAGGAAUUGAAUUACUUCCGCAUAGAUUAUCUUGACGGAGGUUCGUCAUUAUAUCAGUUUAACAGUUUUUUGUCGUAAUUUGAGUCAGUUGAGCUCAUGGUUUUCAGUGUUUAGUGAAACAGUUGAUUCUGUAGUCAACGAUUAAGAGGUUUCCUCUAUGCCUCAUUGAAUUUAUUUUAUGGUCAAAGUAUGGCGUUGACACUUUUAUCUUUGUGCUCGUUUGCAGGAGGCAUUUGCUGUCGUAAGAGAGGCAUCUGUGAGAGUCUUGGGACUACGCCCCUUUGAUGUACAAGUAAUAGGUAUCUUCUACACGAAUUCUGGUGGGCCAGUUGUUAUUCUUCAAGGAGGGGGUGUUUUUUGUCAACCAACAGAAGCGUUUCUUUGUCAUAAACUUCAAAGUUUCUUUUUCCGAAGUUCUGGGUACAAAAUAUCUAGGAAAACAAGACUUUAAGGUUGGCCUGUUGCACCAACAACAAGGCAAUCGCCUAUGAUUCCGUCUUAUCAAGGUAUUUUAAGAAAGAUGCGAUACUUAUGUCUAACACUUCUCAGUGAAUAAAAUAUUACAUAUUUGGAAGUGCCGUUCUUGGAUAAAGAUACUGGAGAGAAGUUCUAUAUGAACAUGUAUAAAAGCCAUCCUCUAAGAAAAAGAUAGUUAAUGUUUUACAAUUACAUGAAUCUCUUUCUCUUGUGAUUUUAAAAAGUGGUAGAAUCAGAUAAACUUAUGUAGACGACUAUCAGAAGAACUUCACCUGAAUUUAUGGGGUUAUUACCUCUUUUGUCUGCUGAAUUGGAAAGCAAGAGCCAGAAUUGGGUGAGAUUGUCUCAUUGCUGUAUUGAAUUGAUUGACCUUCAUCCCUUGUUUCUUGAUCUAGGAAAUUCCAGGCUGGAAAGUUGUAAACUUCAACACAGUUGUUUAUUUUUGGCAUAAAAUCAGUUAAAUGGGACAGUGUAUGUUUCCUUUCUGUCUGCCUGAAAUCAUCAAAAGGGAAACAUUAGAGAACAGCUGAAAUGAAUAAUAAUUUCCUACGCUUCAGUUUUAGAGACCAUUCUGGAUGCUAAGUUAUGCUUUUAUACUUUUGUGCUGGGUGGACCUGAUGGCCAAAAGUCGAUGCAUAUUGCUGAUUAAUCAUUAGCUCAACAACAGUGCUAGAUAAACACAUAUCAUUACUUUCGUUUGAUGGGAUAUGGAACUCUUAAACGCGUCACAUCUGUUUAUUAGGAUUCGGAUCAUGAAGAACUCUUGUUUUCCAAUAGUCCUGGUUUCAACUGCAAAGUUAAAGUAUUCGUUUGGAUUUUCUACCUUUGGUGCGGUAAAAUAGUCUAUCAAACUUCGAAAUGGAAGAUUGAACAGCAGCUAAUCUGAAAAUUGAAUGGGAAAGAGAAAAUAUGAUAACACAGUGAUCUAGGGUGUUGUUUAUUGAUAUGCUUAUGUUAUCUUUGUUGAUUGUGCAGGUGGCAUGGUCCUUCACAAGGGAGAAAUAGCGGAAAUGAAGACUGGUGAAGGAAAAACACUUGUUGCUAUCUUGCCUGCUUACUUAAAUGCCUUGAGUGGGAAGGGCGUCCAUGUUGUAACUGUGAAUGAUUACCUUGCUCGACGUGAUUGUGAGUGGGUCGGUCAAGUACCGCGUUUUCUAGGGAUGCAGGUUGGGCUAAUUCAACGUAUGUCACAUUUUCCACAAUCCUUACUCACCUUGUGUUCUGGUUAAUACCUGUGAUUUAGGACCCUUGAUCAAAAGUUUUAUGCUUUUAUGAUUUUCUAAUUGAUACUUUAGAGAAAGAGGUUGAUUUACGUUGAAGACUGGUCUGUCUAAUCAGGAAACAAAUGUCCUUCACAUAAUCCUUUAUGAAGCUAUUGUAUCUUUCUUUUACUUACCUACUGGAUUCACAUACUGCGUCACAGAAUCAACAAUAUCACUCCCGUUUCUAGUGCUUUGUGAAGCAUGGAUGCAAAUAAUCGUUGCUAAAAUGGAUACCAAAAUUUUGGUAUUGUAAGAUUUUUAACGAAUUUCUUAACUCUUUUUUGGUAAAUGGCACGUGCAUCCCUAGUUACUUUACAUUAGGGAACUUCUACAUGUAUUUAUUUUCUUUCUCACCGUGAUUUUUGGGAUUUAAACGUAGGAGGCUACUGAUACUCUUUUCAUUCUGUAUGUAACUUUUCUUGAACGCAAUCUUUCAAAUUUUCUGUAUGACAGAAAAUUGGAAAUUGCUAUUUUAAGCAUUCAGAAUUUUGCAUUUAGCUUGAUGACCAAAAGACGUUCACCGGGAAUGUAUUUUUCUAUCAGUAUUUCCACCCAUGAUCACUUAACUUUGCGUUUCUGACUUUCUUGAUUUAUAGCAUCAAAUGAUUUGUCUGAUCCCAAUGUGUUUUAUUGACAGAAAACAUGUCAAGUGAACAACGGAGAGAAAACUACUUGUGUGACAUUACAUAUGUCACAAAUAGUGAACUUGGUUUUGAUUAUUUGAGAGACAACUUAGCCACGGAAAGUAAAAUAUUCCCUCCCAUUUGUUCACAAGUUUUUAAAAUAUGAAUAUUUUUCUGCGAUACUUGCCUGACAGACUUUAAUGGACCUUGAUGCAUGCAGAGCGUAGAUGAGCUUGUGUUGAGAGGCUUCAAUUACUGUGUUAUCGAUGAGGUCGACUCCAUUCUUAUUGAUGAAGCAAGGACACCACUCAUCAUUUCUGGGCCUGCGGAAAAACCAAGUGAACGAUACUACAAAGCAGCAAAGAUCGCGUUUGCAUUUGAGAGAGAGAUACAUUACACAGUAAGAUGCGAGUCUUUUCUGACCAAUCACUGCGAUCUUAUGCCUCAGAACCAUGGUUUUGUAAAUACUAUGGAAGAGCUCCUCUUUUGCCUCACCAAUUGAUUUGCUCGGGCAUAAUUGGCCACUUUUACAGAUCAGAAAUACCGUUUGUAAAUCUAUUUUCAAAUAAUUUAGUUUGAUAAAUUAGCAAAAAUGAGAUUUAUCUUCACAACUCAUUUGUCGACUUGGAGUAACAGGUGGAUGAAAAGCAGAAGACGGUCCUACUCUCAGAACAGGGCUACCAGGACGCUGAAGAAAUUUUGGAAGUUAAAGAUCUGUAUGAUCCUAGAGAACAAUGGGCAUCAUAUAUUUUAAAUGCAAUAAAGGCAAAAGAGCUAUUUCUCAGAGAUGUAAACUAUAUUGUCCGUGGCAAAGAAGUUCUUAUUGUGGAUGAAUUUACGGGGAGAGUCAUGCAGGUAACUCCAAUCAUGCCACUACCCCCAUGUUGGUUAAUUAGUAAUGAGUUCUAUUAUUCUUUUUCAUUAUGGGAACUAAUAUACGUCUCAACUCAGAUCUAGUAAGGUAAAAUCAACCAAUAUAGAAGUGAUUUUUUUUAUUUUUUUAUUUAUCAAUUCGUCUCAUAUUUUUCCUUGAGGAUGAGUAAACUUAAUAAGGAAUUAGGUAUACUCACCAAAUUCUGGCAAAACAUAUUCAACUGUGUGGAGUGCACAAACCAAGCGUCAAAAUUAAAGAAAUCAGUUAUAUCAAAAAUUAGAAAUGUGCCAAGAAUGUUGAUUCAAAUAUUCAUUUUUUUUUUAAAUGACCGUCAAUGAGCUAGAUAGAGAGUCGUAAUUUUGAGUCUUGUAAAGGGAAUAUGGAUGCAUGAGGAGUGAUGACAUAUUUCAUUUGUUGAUUAGCAACUAAUUCUUUUACCAUAAUUCUAACAAAGUUCUCAUUUUAUGACAUAUGACCUCAUUUAUUUCCAUAACAUGCAGACACUAUGGUAGAACAUCCCCACAUUUUCUGCGAGAAGUGAACUCGUGAUUGAAAUUUACUGGCCUACUUCAUUCAUAGCCAAUUGUUUCAGGGACUUCCUGAUUCUUUCACGUUAUAUCACAACUUCAAGAUUCGUCCCUGAGAUGUGUGUACCCCGUUUCUGUUGUUCCAUUCUGUGUACCAGGCUGUAUGAAGCCAUGAAGGACUCUUUCAAGCUUUAGCUUCCGAGCUUUUUUUGACGAACAUAUCUGAUAAUGAUUUGGGGUGUCAUUGUGGCCUUUUUCAGCGCUAAUAAUCAAGAGCCUCACCUCGAUGUUCUAUAGGUCGACUUUGCAGUGCCCUAGAACGCAUUGUUCUCCUCCAAGUGUUAUAUGCCCCAUUGUAUUUAGAAAUCCACGAUCAGGAUGAAAUUUUGCCAUUUCGUUUGAUUGUGUCAUUCUUUCUAAUGCAGUUCUUUUGAACCUAAACUCGUCUUUCGAACUUUUAAGAUUUAUAAACGCGAUUUCUGUUUUCUUAUCACUUUGGCGUUACUCGGUGUGCCAUGUUUACAGGGUAGGCGAUGGAGUGAUGGCCUCCACCAGGCAGUUGAAGCGAAGGAGGGAGUGCCAGUUCAGAAUGAGACUGUGACACUGGCCUCGAUCAGUUAUCAGAACUUCUUUCUCCAGGUGAGGAUAUUAUCAUGCUUGUGAGUAAUUAAUUGCAAUGAAGCUCUAUCUUCCGGAUUCAUUCACUCAUGUUUACCCAUGCAGUUUCCUAAAUUAUGUGGGAUGACUGGUACAGCAGCAACUGAAAGUACGGAAUUUGAGAGCAUAUACAAACUGAAAGUUACUGUUGUUCCGACAAAUAAGCCCAUGAUAAGAAAGGUAUGCUUCUCUGCUAUCUUAUAAUUAUAAAAUCAUUUAAAAAUUCGUCUGUGGGAUUAAGAAGGUCAAAGUUGUGUGGAACAUUUAACAUUUGGUAAUGUCAGGUUAAAUCUCAGUCCUAUUUCCUUUUAUUCUCCUUGGACCAAGAGACAUGUGGUAAUGCUGGGUGACUUCGUCAUAGGGUAUAUGAUUCAUUGCUCAAUUGAAAUGUGACCUUAGGAAAUUUGAAACUUUUUUUCAUUUUUUGUGAGUGGUGAGGAUUAAUUGGUGAUCGUUUUACGAAAUUUUAUGUUUAUCCCAUAACUUUGGGGACAAAGUCCUAUGCGUGUAUGUCUCUUGUCUGUCACAGCUUAUAUGUUAACACGAGGAUAGAUGCUACAAAAAAAAUUAAUUCUGGCCCUGUAGGAUCACAGCUUUUAGGCUUUCUAGAACCACCUUUUGAGAAUUACCGUCCAUUGGCAUUCUUACUUUUACGUUUUGUGUUAUAUUUUUUAGUCUAUUUACUAAUUAUUUGUUUUAGAUUUUAUCUAGCACUGUUGUUUGGUUAUAAUGUUUCUAAAAUGUGAACUAAUAAAUACUUACUAAUUAUUUGUGGGUUUUUCUCAAAUUCUUAGCCAAUGUAUUUAUUUAUAUGAAGUGGUUACCUUUUGCUGAAAGCUAACAGUUGCCAUCUGUCUAGUUUAUGGUUGAUUCUUGAAAUGGAUUGUACUCAAGUAACGAAUUUAGCUACACACCAUCUUUUUUUAUAUUUAUUUUGUAGUUGAUGUUUAUGGAAACAUCAGACUGCCUCUGAAAUCUUCUUGGACGCUUUUCAGGAUGAGUCCGAUGUUGUCUUCAGGUCAACAACUGGAAAAUGGCGUGCUGUGGUUGUGGAAAUAUCCAGAAUGAACAAGAUUGGUCGCCCUGUACUUGUUGGCACAACCAGUGUUGAGCAGAGUGAAUCCUUGUCACAACAACUGCAAGAAGCUGAAAUUCCUCACGAGGUAAUGUGGAUAUCAUUUUUCCACGGGAGUGUAUUAAUGAAGUCAACUUCCCUCGUGUAUUAUUUUGUUGUCUGAAUCUAAUUCUACUAUCAUAUGAAGAUAUUUGGCAAGGUUUUAGUAGAAAUCCCUGUCUGUGUAAGAAUCCGAAUUCUGUUUUGAAUUAUGAAAAUUUCUAUGCAUUCUAGGGUAUUUUGUUAAAAGGCUAGAACCAAUUUUCCUUAAUUUCUGUGAUAAUUAUACGAAUCAAAUGUGGAUCAUUUUGAUGCAGAACUAUGGAUGUGGAAAACGAAUUGAGAAUAUUCAUUUUUGUCAAAAGUUACUUCUCUAACGGAAUUAGUAAAAGUCACUAGUCUAAGACGGUCCCUUCACAUUUUUCAUAUUUUGAGAUUAUUAAUUUAUCAACAUGUUUUAGUAAGUACAUGAGUGACAUGCUCCUAGUAAUUAUGCUACUAAGAAUCAUCAAUGGGAGCUCAGCAUCGCCCAAUUUUCAAGUUGCUAACUCAACUACAUCCUGUUAGUUUGCAUGUACUGAUCUGAGUCAUCAAACCUUGAUGUUGGCCAAAUCCAACCGAGAUAAAAUCAAAUUGGCCAAAUCAGCUGUAACUUGAGGGAGAAGGCUGGUGUGUCGGAACAUACAAAAAAACUGAAGGGAGUUUUUGUAUACAGUUGUUUAACUAUAUUUAUAUAUAUAUUUUUUUAAAAUCCCGAACUACUAAAGAUGUAAACCAUUGGCCCUACUAUUUAUUGUCUUCUCUACGUCUAGAUGAUUGAUAACCAAUUUUUUCAAUGAAAUUUUGGAAAGUUUGAUUUGAUCUUUCCAACUUCCAAUCGAUGAAACGUGGAACAAGUUGUGUAGAUGUACUUCGAGAUGAAUUAGUCGACUAAUAGGAAAAUGCAUUUUGAAUAUAUUUCUUCUUUCUUGCUUUUUUGAGUCUUUUGAUUACAAUUCAGCUCCUGAUAUUCUUACUUCGCUAUGAAACUAUUUGAAGGUUCUUAAUGCAAAACCAGAGAAUGUUGAGAGGGAAGCAGAAAUAGUGACCCAGAGUGGUCGUCUUGGGGCUGUAACUAUUGCAACAAAUAUGGCUGGGCGAGGGACGGACAUAAUCCUAGGAGGUAAUGCAGAGUUUAUGGCGAGGCUGAAGUUGCGCGAAAUCCUCAUGCCCAGGUAUUUAUUGCAAUUAUAAGCAUCUAACAUCUUCUAGACUGAAUGCUCAGCCUGUUUCGCUUUUACAAACCCUAGUUGGCGUAGUUGUCAUUAUAAGAUUAACCCUGACACUACUUUGCCAGUUCAUGCUCAGGCGGUGGUCCUCCCGGUUCUAGUGAAGAGUAAAAAUGAACAGUAGGAAGUGGGAAAAGAGGGAAAAAAAGAAAGUGGAGCUGUAUUUAGGAUUUUUACUUUAUGAUCCACUUGGGUAUCCCCUUGUUUUAUGGGAUAUUAAAACUUCAUUAUUGAUGACUACAGGCAAGCUUCAAUAUACUUAACCUUGAAAGUUGUAUCCUAAUAGUAAUCGUAUUAUAAGUCGUGGUCAAUAAUAAUCCUCUUCUGAAUCAUAGUAUGAACGACUUAAGUUUGUCUUCUUAACCAGAAACUUAAUUCUACAGAGUUGUUAAGCCAGUGGAAGGGACAUUUGUAUCUGUGAAGAAGCUUCCACCAAGAAAGACAUGGAAGGUACUGAUCGAACAUGGUUUAACUAAAAUGGUACUUUUUGAAGAGUCAAGCAUCUUGUGAUUUCAAAUAGUUUAUUAGAAAUGAUCUUGAUCUCAGGUGAAUGAUGUGCUGUUUCCGUGCAAACUAUCUAAAGAGAAAACUUCACUGGCUGAGGAAGCAGUUGAGUUGGCUGUCCAAACAUGGGGACAAAGGUCACUUACAGAGAUUGAAGCAGAAGAACGGCUUUCAUAUUCCUGUGAGAAGGUGAAAUCCGUUUAAUGAUGACUGAUAAAUUCCUUUAUUUUUCCUGGAUCAUAAUGUAAAAUGUUCAUUAUCUUGGAAUCCUGGGGAUUUUUUUUUCUAGAUAUUCAAGUUUAGAUUAUUUUCACGGUGAAAUGAAAAAACUUCUGACGUAUUUUCUCUUGAGAAAAUUUAGUUAAUGUUGAUCUAUGUAUAAAGGUGAUUCGGGAGUGAAGCUAAUGAUUGCUCCAAUGGAAAAAUUCAGGGCCCUACUGGAGAUCAAGUAAUAACAAAAUUGAGGGAAGCUUUUAUGAAGAUUGUUGAAGAGUACAAAGUUUAUACAGAAGAGGAAAAAAAAAAGGUUCGAUCAAUCUCCCGACUCAGGUUUUGAAAAUUUGAUCUCACGAUGAGAAGACUGACGAUGACUGCUCAUUUAAAAAAUAUCUUCAGGUGAUUUUAGCAGGUGGGCUCCAUGUGGUGGGGACAGAACGCCAUGAAUCUCGAAGGAUCGACAAUCAGGUAGGAAUUUGUGAGCAUUCAAAACAGGUUUACAUUAUCAUCUGGAUACAUUUAUUUAAGUGCACGCUUAUACUUUUUUCUUCUUUCCACUGUAAAUGAUAUGCCUGAUGGGCAUUUGUCUCUUUCUCUUGAUUGUGUUAUCUCCUGAUUAUAUCUGGUGGCGUCAUAUUAACUGAAUCAAAUAUUUGUGUAGUAGUCUGAUUCGUUAUUUACUGAGAAAUGAGUUUCACUCCUAUGUUUAUCAAUAAAAUAAAAUGGAUCAAACUGCUGGAAAUUUUGAAAUGGGGUGCUCUGUAACAGAAAGUGCACCUUUGUUACUCCUUCGCUCUUUUUCCCAGCCCAUCUUCAUCAGCUACAGCCGGCAUCUGUGAUAGCAUGAAGGGCGUACUGGGAUACGGAACAGAAAAAAACCCAUUUCUGUUACAUUUUUUUCUUCUUCUUUCGGUUAUGCUUCCCCUGUUCCCCUCCCCCCCUCUUCUUCUUCCUCCCCUUGCUGCAGCCUGUAGAACCCUUUACAUUAUCUUCUUCUUUUCUUCAUCAUCAUCUCAAUUCGUUCCCCAACUGCAAGGGAGGCAGAAAACAACAUCCUUGUGUUCUUCGCACAUAUUAUUCGUAGCUGGUGUGUAUGCAGCAGCUAGAUUUCCGGCAACGUAUCUAGAAUAUUUGAAUAAGUGAAGGCCUUCCUCAUUGCUAGAGAAAGAACAUGAAAUACAAUUUUGCUCUAUUUUAAUCAGGCAUUCCUCCUCAUUUGAUCUUAGAUUUUGAAAGAAGGAAUCACACGUAGACAUACUGAUGAUAGGCAUGGAGUUAGUUGGUCUAUGAGUAGAGGCUCAUAGGUCACCUGAAGAAAGAUAUUUUUAUCUCGAUCCAUAUUCUGAAAGACCUAGUGCUCUAUUCGAGACCCUGCCCAGCCUGAAAUGAGCCGACUCGAGUGGAAUCGGCUUGUUUCCAGGUGAUUUUUUGUUUGUUUUUUUUUUUUUUUGGGUCAAAGUGGGAUUGUAAAUCCCCCUGAAAUGAGAUGAGGGGCAUAAGUGGCUUGACACAGGUGAUGGGUGAUAUGCUACAGACGAGACUGAAUGAAAGUCAUCAAAUUAGCGAUAUUUUGACCAAAUUCAUUAUGGAUGACAUUGUGUCAAUGCAUGCGGCAUGAAAGAAAGAAAGGGGGGGGGGAACACUUGACGACAUUGCUCCAGCUAUCUUGUCUAUAAACAUGUUCAUAUCAAACUAAGUCUUUGUGCCAUUUAACUUCAAAUAUUGAUGGAAAGUCUGGUUACUCUUCAUAUCUAUUCGUGAAAGCUCUCCAUAUGUGAUUCACCAAUUUUACUGCAUAUUGGCCAGCUUUCUCGCUAAAUGGGGCUGAUUUUGUCGUGCUCAGACAUGAGUUGAUCAUGUGAAACCUUUUCCAUUCAUUUUCUUCGAGUUGACGUACGAUUUCUCAGUUAUUGCUUGUCAAAAUGAUAGCAUUCUGUUGGGAGAUUCCUCACUGCAGCUAAAAACUUAUGAUUAUAAACAUAGGCCUAUCCUCUCAUUGCCAGUUGAUUCGGAUUUGGAUAACCCAAUAACUCCUAUAUAAUUCACUUGAAUUCUGUCUCUUAUUAGAAUUAUAUUUUGGCGUAUGUACAUGGACAUUCGCAUCUCUCUCUGUCGGCAACCAAGGAUUGGAUUUUUGCCUGUAUUUCAGUGUAAAUAUUUCGGUGAUAAUAUAUCUACUCGUAUUAUUUUAUUUUUUUGGUCGCUUUAUUCCCCUGAAGUGCUUGAAAAAAUGGGUUUCUUUUCUUUGUGUUUACUUAUCCAUUUGUGUCUUGCCUUGUAUGUAUUCUUGGGGAUGCAGCUACGAGGUCGAAGUGGUCGACAAGGGGAUCCUGGUAGUUCUCGUUUCUUCCUGAGCCUUGAAGACAAUCUCUUCCGAAUAUUUGGUGGCGACAGGAUUCAGGUAGUUCAUGGUCGCAUCAUAUCUUCUGUCCCUCCCUUAUACUAUCCUGAAUCAAUGCUCAAGUGCCAUUGGGGUUGCAUUGUGCAGGGCCUGAUGAAGGCAUUUCGAGUUGAGGAUCUUCCCAUCGAGUCUCAGAUGCUGACGAAGUCGCUAGAUGAGGCCCAAAGGAAAGUCGAGAACUAUUUCUUUGACAUCCGAAAGCAGUUGUUCGAAUACGAUGAAGUGUUGAACAGCCAAAGGGAUAGGAUCUACGCUGAGAGAAGGCAGGCGCUUGAAUCUGAUAAUCUGCAGACCCUCAUUCUUGAGUACGCAGAAUUGACCAUGGACGACAUCUUAGAGGUACCCAAUAGCCCAGAGGAGUCACUUCCAGAUGCAUGUGCCCAUAUUUAUUGAACGUAAUUUCGAUAUCGUGAUGCAUCAUGGAUAGGCGAACAUCGGCCCAGAUGCCCCGAGGGAGAGUUGGGAUCUUGAAAAGCUUAUCUCAAAGCUGCAGCAGUACGUGCUAAACAGCCUUUAUGCCCUCUUUAAGCUUUCUCGUCUAUAUUUAGAAAGCCUGAAGCUAAAGUGCUGAAGAAUAAGUUUCUACUAAUUGUUGGGUCCUCAGGUAUUGCUAUCUCUUGGAGGACUUGACCCCUGAGCUACUGCAAAGCAAGUGUUCUAGUUAUGAGGAACUGCAGGAAUACCUCCGUGUACGAGGCCGAGAAGCAUACAAGCAAAAGACUGUAAGUUGACAACUUUCCCUUGUUUCUAUUUGUGAAUAAUUUUUGGGUUUUCAUUGCAGCAUGUUUCUCUUUGGUCUGGAAUUUAUUUUUCCAAAUAUGGUGCCAAUCUUGCUGCAUGAUUUCCCGUUUGGAAGUUUAAUUCUAAACUUUAUAAAAAUCUGAUUUAUUCUCUUAGAAUCUUACUUAAGUUGAUAAAUUAUUUGACAAUCUUCACUUAUUACUCACAGAUUAUAAGAUCUGUAGUAACCAUAUCCCUCUCUCUCUCUGUCUCUCUCCUCCUCCACCUUGCAAGCGUUCUAUGGAUGAAUUAGUCCAAGAUCUUUAAUUUUCUCUCUCAUUUCCAGGAAAUUGUAGAGAAGGAGGCGCCUGGGCUGAUGAAGGAGGCCGAGAAAUUUCUAGUUCUGAGCAACAUUGAUCGACUAUGGAAGGAGCAUCUGCAAGCAAUCAAGUUCGUGCAACAAGCUGUUAGCUUGCGGGGAUAUGCACAGAGGGAUCCCCUUAUUGAAUACAAGCUCGAAGGUUAUAAUCUCUUCCUGGAAAUGAUGGCCCAGAUCAGGAGAAAUGUGAUAUAUUCCAUCUACCAGGUUUGCUUCUGAUCCUGAACUCUUUUCUUUGCCCAAUAUCAGCGGAUGUUUAUUUUUAAUUUUUUUAGCUUAGAAAAAAAUAAAAUAAAAUAAAUCUCCACUGGGCCUUUUCUGUUGCAUCUACCACCAUGUUUCCAUUUGAUCCUGAUUUUUUUUUCCUCUGUUCUCCUUUGCCAAUUAUUGUGACGCAUUUCGAGAGCCAUUUUUUUCCAAUUUAUUUCUCUUGAGAAAAUAAAUGAAUGAAAUAUCUCCACUAGGUAUUUUUUACUUUGUUCUUUCCAACCUUGUAAUGAGGAGAGCUUUGAUAAUAUUUAUUCUAAUUCAUUUUUUCAGAAAAUAAUUAAAAUAGCCUCGUCAAAUCUUUUCCGUUCUAUUUUAUUCCUACUUAAGAUGACACUCAGAGGAUCCUUUAUCCACAAUUUAUUCAUAUUUUUAGUAAAAAUAUCUGGCAAAGCUUUCACUUCUCUUCUUUCCCAACAUGUCAGAAGGACUUUAAGGAUCAUUUAUUUCCAAUUUUUUUAUUCUUAAAAUAGAUGUAUAAUAAACAUCUACAGAAUCUUUUCAGUCUCAUUCUUUCCGAAAGAUAUGAAGAGAAAAUUUCAGAACCAUUUUUCCCAAUUAUUAUUAUUAUUAUUAUUAUUAUUAUUAUUAUUAUUUGCGAGAGAUUGAUAAAAUAUCUUCACCGAGUCUUUUAUGUUCUUGUCUUUUGUCGAAUGUCAAGACUCUAAGAUCCCUUUAUUUCCUAUUAAUUUAUUUUUAAAGAAACUAAUAUUUCUCCGCUGAAUAUUUCCUUUUCCAUUAUUUCCCAACACAUCAGACAAACCUUGCCAUCGAGAUGAGAACUUUGGGAGCAUAUUUACACAUUCAUUUAUUUCUUCCACAAAAUAAUACUAAUAUCUGAAUAAUCAUGGAAAACAUCUCCGAUGGUUCCUCCAGUUCAAACCCGUGAUGGUCCAGAAUCAGCAGCAGCAGCAGCAGCAGCAGCAGCAGCAGGACAACAACUCCCGAAGAAAAGGGUCGAAGAGGAAGGGGAGCAACAGCGGAACCGGCGCCGUGGAGGCAGCUCAAGCUUCUUCAUAG